AUGUCUUCGCCGUCUUCUUCGGUGGGGCCCCGCGGCCCUCGCCCCCCCGCCGUGCCUCCCCCCAUGCAGCAGCUGCCCGACCUGAGCCACCUGACAGAAGAGGAGCGGAACAUCAUCAUGGCAGUGAUGGACCGGCAGAAGGAAGAGGAGGAGAAGGAAGAGGCCAUGCUCAAAAGGUUGCACCAACAAUUUGAAAGUUACAAAGUGCAAGUAAGAAAAAUAGGUGAAGAAUCCCGCCGUUACCAAGGAGACCACAAGGAUGACACACCAAUGUGUGGAAUCUGUCACAAAACAAAGUUUGCUGAUGGUUGUGGCCAUUUAUGCUCCUACUGCCGGACGAAGUUUUGUGCCAGAUGUGGAGGUCGUGUUUCCCUUCGAUCAAACAAUGAGGACAAAGUGGUUAUGUGGGUAUGCAAUUUAUGCCGAAAGCAACAAGAGAUCUUAACAAAAUCUGGAGCGUGGUUUUUUGGAAGUGGUCCGCAACCGGCUCCCAGUCAGGAUGGAACAUUGAGUGAUACAGCUACUGGUGGCAGUUCAGAUGCACCUAGAGAAAAGAAAGCAAGGCUUCAAGAACGGUCAAGGUCCCAAACACCCCUAAGCACAGCAGCCGCUUCUUCACAGGAAAUAGCCUCUAUUGUGCAGCCUGACAGAAGGAAAGGCAUAGAGCUAUCACAGCAAGCUAUGGACCUGGAGCAGAAGCAAACUUCAUCAAGAUCUAGAAGCGAACCCCCAAAAGAGAGGAAGAAAGCAUCCAUGGGUUCUGAACAGAAUGGGAAAGGAGGUCUAAAAGGUGAGCGCAAACGUGUGCCCAAAUCCUCACUUCAGCAGGGUGAAGGACAAGCAGAUGAGAGGGAAUGUAAAGAAAGACGUGAUGGUAGAAGAUUAGAGAAAGGGAGGUCUCAGGACUUUCCAAAACAAUUUGAGGAAGGCAAGGCUAUAGAGGAAGAGAAGCAAAGGAAAGAAGAUGAAUAUCACACUCGAUACAGGAGUGAUCCCAAUCUAGCAAGGUAUCCUGUGAAACCACACCCCGAGGAGCAACAAAUGCGUAUGCAUGCAAAAGUUUCAAAAGCGCGGCAUGAAAGAAGACACAGUGAUGUUGCCUUGCCACAUACAGAAGUCGAGGAAUCUGAGGUAUCUGAGAAUAAACUAGGAAAUCAAUCUCAGUUGCAAGGAACUCAGGACACAAAAUCUCACUUGGAUACUCAGAGAGCAUACUCGAUAGAAAGAACAGGUGAUGUAAGAAUUUCCAUUUCUAAACAAUUAGCUAAUCAUAGCCCAUCAACUCCCAGGCAUAGUGUGCUUCCUCCAGAGCACAUAGAAUCAAAAAACCAUGAUCCCUUUCAAAAAAACCUAGAUCCUAGCUCUGCUAUUCUCAUUCGGAAAGCAAAGCGGGAGAAAAUGGAGACCAUGCUAAGGAAUGAUUCCCUUAGUUCUGACCAGUCAGAAUCAGUGCGACCAUCUCCUCCAAAGCCUCAUAGAUCGAAGCGAGGUGGAAAGAAAAGGCAAAUGUCAGUCAGCAGCUCUGAGGAAGAAGGAGCGUCAACACCUGAAUAUACCAGUUGUGAUGACGUGGAAAUAGAAAGUGAAAGUGUCAGUGAAAAAGGUGACUUGGAUUAUUACUGGCUGGAUCCUGCCACGUGGCACAGUAGGGAGACAUCCCCUAUUAGUUCGCACCCUGUAACGUGGCAACCAUCUAAAGAGGGAGAUCGCCUAAUUGGACGUGUUAUUCUCAACAAGAGAACAACCAUGCCAAAGGACUCUGGUGCAUUACUGGGACUGAAAGUUGUAGGAGGAAAAAUGACUGAUUUAGGACGACUUGGUGCCUUCAUUACUAAAGUAAAGAAAGGUAGCUUGGCUGAUGUGGUAGGACAUCUCAGAGCAGGUGAUGAGGUUCUAGAAUGGAAUGGUAAAUCCCUUCCAGGAGCUACAAAUGAAGAAGUUUACAAUAUUAUUUUAGAAUCUAAAUCAGAACCUCAAGUUGAAAUUAUUGUUUCAAGGCCCAUAGGACUCUUUCACCGGUUUCAUUCAGCAAAUUCCUUCAGGCGUGUAUAUAAACCCUUCUAUGACAUUCCAAGGAUUCCCGAGACUUCUCAUCCUCCACUGGAGUCGACUAAGGAAAAUAGGAUAAAAAGGGAAGGUUCUAGCUCAUUUGAAUCUCAAAAAAUGGAGCGACCAUCAAUUUCUGUUAUUUCCCCUACGAGCCCUGGAGCCCUAAAAGAUGCACCACAAGUCCUACCUGGUCAACUUUCUGUUAAGCUAUGGUAUGACAAGGUGGGACAUCAGUUAAUAGUGAAUGUUCUUCAAGCAACAGAUCUGCCACCUAGAAUAGAUGGACGACCAAGGAAUCCUUAUGUGAAAAUGUAUUUCCUUCCAGAUAGAAGUGAUAAAAGUAAAAGGAGGACCAAAACAGUAAAGAAAAGUUUAGAGCCAAAAUGGAACCAAACAUUUCUCUAUUCCCAUGUACACCGUAGAGAUUUUAGAGAACGGAUGUUAGAAAUCACUGUCUGGGAUCAGCCAAGAGUUCAAGAAGAAGAAAGUGACUUUCUUGGAGAGAUCCUUAUUGAGCUGGAGACAGCACUUUUAGAUGAUGAACCACAUUGGUAUAAGCUGCAGACACAUGAUGAAUCCUCACUACCUCUGCCUCAGCCAUCACCUUUCAUGCCCAGGAGACAUGCCCACGGUGGAGAAAACUCUAGCAAAAAAUUGCAAAGAUCUCAGCGAAUCAGUGAUAGUGACAUCUCAGAUUAUGAUGUUGAUGAUGGUAUUGGAGUAGUUCCUUCAGUAGGCUAUAGGUCUGGCACUAGAGAAAGUAAAACUACAACAUUAACUGUGCCAGAACAGCAAAGAGCAACCCAUCAUCGUUCACGAUCUGUAUCUCCUCACCGUGGUGACGAUCAGGGCAGGACCCGUUCUCAUUUACCACAUGUGCCAUUACAGAGGAGUUUAGAUGAAAUUCAUCAAAUGAGAAGAUCGCGUUCUCCAACUAGACACCAUGAUGCCUCCCGAAGCCCAAUUGACCGCAGGUCCAGAGAUGUGGAUAGUCUAUAUUUGUCAGAUCAAGAAAGUGAGCUUCUUAUGCUGCCCAGGGCAAAACGAGGAAGAAGUGCAGAGUGCCUACAUACCACCAGAAAUUCUGUUAAGCACUGUAAAACAUUACCACCCAAGAUGCCUUUGUUAGAGAAUGGCACUUACUGGAAUAUUUACAGCUCAACUCUGCCUGCAUGUGUUAAGGCCAAAUCAGUGCUUAAUCAGGAUAUUUCACUUCUUCGUAAUUGCCUUAACUCACGAAUACCAAGAUUUACAGAUGAACUAUUAUGGGUUAGUGAACUGCAGCCCUCGCUUGACAGGGUUAGGAGUGCUAGUACCAACUGCUUGAGACCUGAUACUAGUUUGCAUUCACCAGAACAAGAAAGAGGUAGAUGGUUCCCCUCACUAGAUAGGAGACGAUCCACUAGCCCCCGGAUUCAUAUCCAACAUGCAUCUCCGGAGGAUGACAGAACAACAGCGAUGGAGUCUUGCAUUCCAAAACAAGACUGUUUAAACCACCUAAGUGCUAAUCCGGAAACAACACAGAGGCAGUCCAGGAAAGUGGAAAGAUAUAGCACCCAAAAACAAACUAGGAAAGGCUCUGCAUCAGAAACAGAAAGAAUGCAUCAACCAGGAAGUCCCCUGCAGUCCUCUUCAGCAGACACGCCCUUCAGCAGUCGUAGGGGGCGGCAGCUUCCCCAAGUUCCUGUCAGGAGCAGCAGUACAGAGCAAGAACAAGAGAAUUAUAGCACUUCAUCGAAAGCAAAUUUAGUAGUGGAAGAACGAACAAGACAGAUGAAAAUGAAAAUGCACCGUUAUAAUCAGACAACAGGGUCUGGUUCUAGUCAAGAACUUGAACGUGAGCAAUAUACCAAGUAUAACAUACAAACAGAUCAGUACAGAAGUUGUGAUAACGUCUCUGCCAAAUCAUCAGAUAGUGAUGUCAGUGAUGUGUCAGCCAUUUCCCGUACCAGCAGUGCCUCACGUCUCAGCAGCACAAGCUUUAUGUCAGAGCAAUCUGAGCGCCCUAGGGGCAGAAUCAGUACGUUUACUCCUAAAAUGCAAGGCAGACGGAUGGGGACUUCAGGGAGAAUUAUCACAAAGAGCACAAGUGUGAGUGGAGAGGUGUAUAAACUGGAACACAAUGAUGGGAGUCAAUCAGACACUGCGGUUGGUACAGUUGGAACAGGUGGGAAGAAAAGACGAUCAAGCCUUAGUGCCAAAGUGGUUGCCAUGGUAUCUCGAAGAAGCAGAAGCACAUCCCAGCUUAGCCAAACAGAGACAGGCAACAAGAAGCUAAAAAGCACGAUCCAGAGAAGCACAGAAACAGGUAUGGCAGCAGAAAUGAGAAGUCGUAUGGUUCGGCAGCCAAGUCGGGAGUCAACUGAUGGCAGCAUCAACAGUUACAGCUCUGAGGGAAACCUAAUAUUUCCAGGAGUUCGACUAGGUGCUGACAGUCAGUUCAGUGAUUUCCUUGAUGGGCUCGGACCUGCACAGCUAGUAGGUCGACAGACCUUAGCAACUCCUGCCAUGGGUGACAUUCAGAUUGGAAUGGUGGAUAAAAAAGGCCAGUUAGAAGUAGAAGUCAUUAGAGCGCGAGGCCUCACACAAAAGCCUGGUUCUAAAUCUACCCCAGCUCCAUAUGUCAAAGUUUAUAUGUUGGAAAAUGGGGCUUGCGUAGCCAAAAAGAAGACAAGGAUUGCAAGGAAAACCCUAGAUCCUUUAUACCAACAGACAUUAGUUUUUGAUGAAAGUCCGCAGGGUAAAGUCCUUCAGGUGAUAGUUUGGGGAGACUAUGGCCGGAUGGAUCACAAAUGCUUCAUGGGAGUUGCACAGAUCCUGCUGGAAGAACUUGAUUUGUCCAGUGUUGUAAUAGGCUGGUAUAAAUUAUUUCCACCAUCCUCCCUGGUGGAUCCUACAUUGACUCCUCUGACUCGCAGGGCUUCCCAGUCAUCUCUGGAAAGUUCUACUGGGCCUCCCUGCAUUCGAUCUUAGUAUAAACAAAACAGCAGGUGCUCUCCAACAAAGCCCUUAUCAUCCAGGAUAACAACGGAGAAAAAAGCUAUUUACAACAAUGAGGAGCAUUUUUUUGAAAAAGACAAUCAUUUCAAUUUUGCCCAUAGCAGUUUAUCCAAACAUAUGUCUGUUAAAAGGUGGCUUAAAUUGACCGAACAAAGCAGUAUAUCAAAAUACAAUCCAUCUGGCAAAAAAUCCCUGAUGUUUACAAUUGUAAUGAGGAGGGAUCUUUUAGAUUAAACUGGAAAUGCUCACUCUUCUUUCUUUUUUUUUUAACAGAGACCAUAAACAGUGUUAACUUCCUAGUGUUCCUGUACAUGUUAUUUCCACUUAUUUUUGCUGUGUUAUUCCGCCAUUUUGAUAAAAGUCUUCAUUGUGCUAACAGAGACCCUUCUUUUCUUUUUCUAAGUUGAACCAAAAAGGGCUGAAGUACAUCUCUGUAAGCAUCUCCAAAAGUGUUCACUUGCCAGAAAUGCCAUAUGAUAAUGCCAACAAUAUAUUCAUUGCUCCUCAGUUCUGGUUCUCCAUAACAUAUGUGGAAAGCCAGAAUAAAUGACCAACCUGUAAUUUAAUGUAUUCUUUUUAUUAGAGUUUUUCAUCAUUAUUCAGUGUAAAAAAAACAAAUAUAUUUGCAUUGUACAUUAUUUCUUAUGUUUUAUGAAUAUUUUGCAUGAGGGAGAUUUGCAGCUACAACUAAUGCAGGAGACUUGAUUUUAAAAAAAGCAGCUUUGGUUUUCACAUGGACAU
This is a messenger RNA of Euleptes europaea (tarantolino), 5790 nucleotides long. RefSeq names its product regulating synaptic membrane exocytosis 1 (gene RIMS1). Gene Ontology annotation, molecular function: transmembrane transporter binding; small GTPase binding. The record is from RefSeq and is a predicted model, not a curated record. Gene Ontology annotation, biological process: regulation of synaptic plasticity; calcium ion-regulated exocytosis of neurotransmitter; intracellular protein transport. Bases 1 to 5022 code for a protein of 1673 amino acids. Gene Ontology annotation, cellular component: presynaptic membrane; cytoskeleton of presynaptic active zone. The transcript has 36 exons. Lineage: Eukaryota; Metazoa; Chordata; Lepidosauria; Squamata; Sphaerodactylidae.